Molecule: messenger RNA, 515 nt
Organism: Lolium perenne
Lineage: Eukaryota; Viridiplantae; Streptophyta; Magnoliopsida; Poales; Poaceae
Source: RefSeq, a predicted model, not a curated record
UAGCUUACGAGGAGUAUCUCGAGAAGAUUAAGGAGCAUGACCUUGUGAAAGAUGCCUAUGUCCAGUGGACGAGCAACCAGAUGGCGAGUUUCACUCGGUUCAUGAUGACUGGAGUGCGAGAGGAACCACUCCCAGAGCCACCUCAUCCGGGGCCGACGCCAGUGUUCCCGUCCAAGGAGGAGUUCUAUAUCAUGUACAAGCGUCAGCGUCAGUUGACCCCGGGAUUGGGAGAAUCCGGGAACGACGCUCCUGAUGGUACGCCGAUGCACCCCGGUCGCUGUUCUCCUGGUGCUUCUGCCGAACCUCGGCAUGGUUCUGCUUCCGGUGGCUCUCGUCGUGGUUCUACCUCCCCGAGCACCGUCGAACAUGCAGGUGAUGUGGAGAAAAAUGGUCUACAACCUUGCUCAAUGAAAAAUUCUGCUGAAAGAGGAAGAAAGAGGAAGAUUGACGACAAUGUUGAAUCAACUGGAGCUGCUUGCUCGAAUGCCACCUCUGUUAUCGUGGCCGGAGCCUGA